This is a messenger RNA of Rhinichthys klamathensis goyatoka, 2110 nucleotides long. RefSeq names its product solute carrier family 38 member 6 (gene slc38a6). Gene Ontology annotation, biological process: amino acid transmembrane transport; L-glutamine transport. The record is from RefSeq and is a predicted model, not a curated record. Gene Ontology annotation, molecular function: L-glutamine transmembrane transporter activity. NCBI's taxonomy places the organism in Eukaryota, Metazoa, Chordata, Actinopteri, Cypriniformes, Leuciscidae. The coding region runs from base 156 to 1493 and encodes 445 amino acids. The transcript has 16 exons.
AUCACGUGAACAGGGAUGUUUACGUUUGCUUGUGUUUCUGUGAAGCCGGUGGUGUGAGAGCUGGGCACAUGUACUGACGGACCCAGCGGUGUCUAAAAGCGAAUGGCCGGCUUUCGGUCAGUGCAGAAGAGUAAAGAGACACUACACGGUGGGACAUGGGGAAAAGCGGCGCAAACUACAGCGCGCAGACGCGGAGCGAGUAUGAGCCCAUCGGAGAGGAGUGCAGACCGCUUUUAAUCCAGGAUGUUCAGGUUAGAGGUGCAUCCUUCAUGUCUUCUGCCUUUAAUCUGAUGAAUGCUAUCAUGGGUAGUGGCAUCCUGGGUCUCUCGUAUGCCAUGGCCAAUACGGGCAUUAUAGGAUUCAGUAUUCUGUUGCUCGUGGUCUCCAGUUUGGCUGUUUAUUCUAUCCAUCUCCUGCUGCUCCUCUGUGACAAGACAGGCAUCAACUCUUAUGAAGCGCUUGGAGAGAAAGCCUUCAACAGACCUGGCAAGAUUCUGGUGGCCUGUACUAUUCUCAUUCAGAACAUUGGCGCCAUGUCCAGCUACUUGUUCAUCUUGAAGUCUGAAAUGCCUGCAGCCAUCACCGGCUUCAUGAGCACAGAGAGUUCUGGAAAGUGGUUUGAGAAUGGCGUUAUCCUACUGAUUUUAGUCACUGUAAUUGUAGUGUUGCCAUUGGCUCUACUUCCAAAGAUUGGUUUCCUGGGAUACACCAGCAGUCUUGCAUUCAUCUUCAUGUUGUUCUUUACCGUGGUGGUGGUAGUGAAAAAAUGGUCCAUUCCCUGUCCACUACCAUUGAACUCCACUAUGAGCCUGAGCUUAAAUACCUCCGAGUGCACCCCACAACUGUUUGCGAUCUCUAGUAAGAGUGCUUAUGCUGUCCCAACAAUGGCUUUCUCCUUCCUGUGCCAUACGGCGGUUUUACCCAUUUACUGCGAGUUACACAGACCCACAAAACGGAGAAUGCAGAAUGUGACAAAUGUCAGCAUCUCUCUUAGUUUCGUGGUGUAUCUGAUCUCUGCUCUUUUUGGAUACCUCACCUUCUAUACACAUGUGGAAUCAGAGCUGUUGCUAGGAUACGACACCUAUCUACCUCGUGAUGUUUUGGUGAUGUCAGUGCGUCUCGCGAUUCUAUUGGCCGUUCUUCUCACUGUGCCGCUCAUUCACUUCCCAGCACGUAAAGCGUUGUUGAUGUUAUGCAAGAGAGAGAGUGAGUUCUCCUGGCGCUCUCAUUCACUGUCCUGUAUUUUCAUCCUCACUCUUGUGCUGCUGCUUGCUAUUUUCGUCCCUGACAUCAGGAAUGUCUUUGGUGUGGUCGGCUCUACGACCUCCACAUGUUUGCUGUUUGUGUAUCCGGGAAUGUUUUAUUUGAGAAUCAGCUCUGAGCCAAUCAGAUCUCUCAAUUCAGCAGGGGCAGUGUUUCUGUUGGUCAUUGGCCUGGUUGUGGGAGUGCUGAGCCUGUGUGUCAUCAUUGUCUCCUGGGUUCAAGGUCCUUGACCUUUAACUUGAUCAUUGUGGGACACGCUGCAUUGCAUGAGUCGUGAGCUCAACACCUCCUGCCUUGAAGAAGAACCUUAUUUUACAGGUUAUACACCAGUCAGACUCUGUUUACUGGACCAAAUGCUGCUUCAAGAAGGGAAUCCUUAAGAGAUGAGCCAACUGUGCUCUUAUGAUACUCCUAAUAUUCUCAUAAUCCUGUAAUGUCACUUGAAUACUGAACAGAGGCACAAUCAAACCCAAUAUCCAGCAAAGCAAUGAAAUGCAUAGUAAUCAAUUCUGAAUGUCUGAACGACUCCCGAGUUUGACAAUCUAUGAAUCAGACGGUUGCCCGUGAUCUGUGAAAAGACAGUUUGAAACCAAUGAAUGAAGCAGCUGCACAUUUUCCAAUAACUAAAUAUCUGCUUAAAUCUAAUAUCCACAUUCAAUGAAUUGGAAAAUUGUUCUGAUCGUGCCUGUCUGGAAAGAAAAAAAAACUGAUUUAUUCAGUCUUUAUAUGUAUUCGAUUUUUGAAGAUUUUUCAGACCUGUCAGGGUAUUUCUUCACCAACGCACUAUCCAAAGAUUUUUUGAGAUGAUUGAAGUUUAGAAAGUUUUUUUUUUUGUUGCCAUUUUAAA